Exaiptasia diaphana is the source of this 2585-nucleotide messenger RNA. RefSeq names its product inhibitor of Bruton tyrosine kinase. The transcript has 20 exons. Lineage: Eukaryota; Metazoa; Cnidaria; Anthozoa; Actiniaria; Aiptasiidae. Bases 99 to 2585 code for a protein of 828 amino acids. Gene Ontology annotation, molecular function: protein binding. The record is from RefSeq and is a predicted model, not a curated record.
GCCGUGGAGACGAAAAAACUGAAAAUGAAAGCUUUAUAAAAGAAAAAGACAAYCUUACGAUGCUGCGAUUUUGUUGGUGAUGGACACACGGCCUGAACAUGGACUGUACUCCAUCUUGUCGUCUUCACAGCCAUGCAUACGCUAUACUAUCUGCUAUUACCCGCGAGGAUCUCCCCACGGUCAAAGCCGUGAUCAARAGAGUUUGCUCRAACCCURCAAACUUGACUGACCGUCUUGGCCGCCAUGCCAUUCAUUUGGCGGCUUCAUGUGGGAAGACAGAGAUCUUACAAUGGCUGAUUGAAGAAUGUAAAGUGAACGUGGAGCUGCGAGAUCAGGAGAACGGAUGGACCGCUUUGCACAGAAGYUUGUUCUAUGGACAAAUCAGCUGCACCGAGUUGCUCUUGCAACAUGGUGCUGAUCUUUAUGCUCUUGACAAAGAAGACUUUACACCACUUGACCUUGUACUAUUGGAUAGUCCAUUCAAGUUAUCAACAUCAGUGGAUGCCAAAGUCAUAGCUAGAUAUGACACCAAGCUGGAUGAUGAGCUGUGUCUUUGUGGCAGUGAUAUUGUUACAGAUAUCCAUAUGUCAGGGCCCAGUUAUUGGACUGGAAGCUUAAGGGGAAAAAGAGGUUUUUUCCCUAAAAGUUGCGUUGAGUUAAUCAGACAAGAUUACAGAAGUGAUUUGUAUACAUGGGGAGCCAAUACAAACUUUACACUAGGACAUAAAGAUGAGAGUUUAAGACAAAAUCCAGAAAUGGUUGAAACACUAAGUAAUGACAMGACAGUUAGCAUUGCUGAGGUUGUGAUGUGCAAAUUCCAUUCAGUAUUUUUGACUCAAGAUGGGAGRGUUUUUACAUGUGGMCAUGGCAGAGGUGGAAGACUGGGACAUGGCAAUGAACAAACUCAGUUGGCACCUAAGAAGGUUGAUAGUCUGAAAGACCACAAUUGUGUAGCCAUAGCAGCAUGUCAUCUUAAAGGUGAAAGGUUUAUUACAAGUCCUAGACAGGUAACUUCGUUGUAUCAAAAGGACAUCACCAUCGUCAUGGUGUCWUGUGUGGAUUCAGCAACUGUUUGUGCAACAAGCAAAGGAGAUAUCUUUAUACUCAGUCAGUACACAUGUCAGAAAAUUAUCACAAGGUUCUUAGAGCUGACAAGACUUGUUGUUUCUGGAGGUGAAGUCGAACUGAACAUGAACCAUGACAUCAUAAAACAUCAUGAAAAACCAACCUUGACUCUCUUGAAUAGGAAUGGAUUGGUGUAUCAGUGGAAAGACACGUUUGGUUCAUUACGGAAAUCUAAAUGGAUGUCAARGAAAGAACUUCAAGUUGCUGAUGUUGCAAUAGGAAAACAGCUUUAUAUAUUAACUGAUGUUGGUGAAUUGUAUACCUGUACAAAGGCUGGCGGCGAUGCACCRAUGACUAAACCAUCAAGAUCAUCAUCAUCAAACUCACCCAGUCAGGAGAGAGACUGGGACCAAAAGGACGUUCUUAUUCAAUAUGAUGUAAAAAGAUGUCCCAUGGUGCAUCGGGGGAUUAGGAUCUUUACAGAUAGAAAGUCAAAGGGAUUCGCUGUACUACAAGUUGAUCCAUCAACUGGAGUCAAGUCACAUCCUAUGGUCGGUCCAUCUACGAUGUGUAGUGAUUUCAAACAACUUUUGGAGGAAGCAGUUGUUGAUGAUGAUAUACAUGAUGUGAAUUUGAUGGUCAAAGGACGAAUCAUUCCUGCACAUAAGUUUAUUCUUGCAACCAAGAGCGCAAAAUUUCACCAUAUUCUGAUAGACAAAAGUGAGGUGUCAGACGUUGAUGACGAUGCUGUGGCAACAGUCACACUUGAUAAUGUUGAUUAUGACGAUGUCAUGAAAUACGUUGAGGAAUUGUACAGUGGUUACAACGUUGACGACGCAGUUGUAUUUGGGACKAAGAAAAGCCACAAAGCGGAUCAUUCACAAUCAAACCACGAYAACCAUAAUAUCAAUCAYACAAGUACCGUUSACGACGAAUCCGAGAGCUAUUCUGCAUUACUGAAAAGUYUWGAAUCRAUCUCUYURCCAGAUUURGAUGAUUUCUCAACAUURACAGCAAAUGACACUCAGAAUAURCUCAAUCAUUCUGCGYCAUCUCCUAAAAAGAACAAGAAAAAGGCAGAGAAAAAAGGCUCUGAAAAGCAAAAUAAAAACAACAAAAAAGAUCUAARAAACCAAACUAAAAGUWCUUUCAAAGGACUUAAGUUCAAACGAACAAAUUGCCCAGAGCUUCAAGAUGUUGCAAUUGAGUGUGAAGAUGGCGUCGAGUUUUUAUGUCAUAAAUGUGUCCUCAUAGCGCGUUUAGAUUAUUUUCGUAGCAUGUUGGCUUGUGGAUGGCUUGAGACGAGUAAAGAAAUGAGAACCCUAAGUAUGCCGAUACAUUCUAGUGUCUUKCAGGYUGUUYUGGACUACAUUUACACUGACGAAGCGAAAAUUAUUAAAAGUAGCCAAAAUAUUGAAUUUAUAGGAAAUGUGUUAGUCAUUGCCGACCAACUUUUAAUCGGUCGGCUUCGUGAAAUAUGCGAAACAGCCAUGGCAAAAUUGAGUAAGUUGAUGAUAUAA